AUGGAUACAACACUUGUAGCUCCAAUAGCAACCUCAGUUGUUCUUGUUGCUGUUGUGACAUUGACAUGGAGAGUAGUGAAUUGGGUGUGGUUGAGACCCAAGAAGCUAGAGAAGUGGCUGAGAGAGCAAGGACUCCAUGGAAAUCCAUACCGAUUGCUGAAGCUAGGAGACUUGACUGAGUUUUUCAUAAUGACGAAAGAAGCCAAACCCAGACCCAUCAGCCUCUCUGAUGAUAUUGCACCCCAUGUCCUGCCAUACCACCACCAUAUCAUCAACAAGUACGGUAAGAAAUCUUUUAUGUGGUUGGGGCCAACACCAGUGAUAAACAUUGUGGAGCCAGAACUGGUUAAGGAGGUCAUGUCCAACCACAGAGUCUUUCAAAAGCCACACACAGAGGCAGCCAAGAUGAUUACCCUUGGGCUUGUCACCUAUGAGGGCGAGAAAUGGGCUAAACACAGAAAGAUUAUCAACCCAGCUUUCCAUCUAGAAAAGUUGAAGGUAAUCUUUAUAUUAGAUGAAUACACUUACAUUCCUCUCUAUGAACAGAUGAUCGUUCAAUAUGCGUAUCAGAGUUUAGAGAAUAUGUUACCAGCGAUUUACCAGUGUUGUAGAGGAAUGAUGGACAAAUGGGAAGAGAUAGUGUCUGCAAAGGGGUCGUGUGAAGUCGAUGUAUGUCCAUAUGUUGAAGAAUUAUCUGCUGAAGUGAUUGCUCGGACCACACUCGGAAAUAGUUCUGAAGAAGGGAGAAAGAUAUUUGAACUCCAAAAAGAAAAAAUUGAUAGCACACUUCAACUCAUGCUACUAAUCCAUAUCCCAGGAUGGAGGUUUUUGCCAACUAAGGCAAACAAGAGAAUGAAACAAAUCCGGAUUGAAGAGCAAACUCUAAUAAAGAGAAUUGUUGACAAAAGAGAGAAGGAAAUGAAAAUGGGAGAAGUUAGCGACGAUGAUGACUUAUUGCGUGUACUAUUAGAAUCGAAUCUCAAAGAAAUCCGAGAACAUGGUAACAACAAGAGCCAUGGGAUGAGUAUUGAAGAGGUGAUGGAAGAGUGCAAAGAAUUCUUUUUCGCAGGGGCAGACACCACCAAAAAUUUGCUCGUGUGGACAAUGGUCCUAUUGAGCAAACAUCCAAACUGGCAAGCUUGUGCACGAGAAGAGGUAACAAUGAUUCUUCACGAGGUUCUAAGGUUAUACCCACCAGUAACCUUUAUCUACAGAGCUACUAUCCAAACUACUAAACUGGGAAACAUGACUCUACCGGCAGGAGUGCACUUGAGCCUCCCAACAGUCUUACUUCACCACGAUAAGGAAACUUGGGGAGAAGAUGCAGAAGAAUUUAAACCAGACAGGUUUUCAGGAGGAGUCUAUAGAGCCAUAAAGAGCCAAGUCUCAUUCUUGCCAUUUAGCUGGGGUCCCCGAAUAUGCAUAGGACAAAACUUUGCGAUGAUUCAAGUGAAAAUGGCUCUGGCAAUAAUUCUUCAACACUUUUCAUUUGAGUUAUCUCCAUCUUACAUACAUGCUCCUUUCCCAACUCUCUCUCUUCAACCCCAAUUCGCUUAUGAUGUUCUUUUGGCUGGAUAA
Molecule: messenger RNA, 1578 nt
Organism: Ilex paraguariensis (yerba mate)
Lineage: Eukaryota; Viridiplantae; Streptophyta; Magnoliopsida; Aquifoliales; Aquifoliaceae
Source: the annotation of a GenBank genome assembly